AUGAAGGUGCUGGCCUCCUACUACACUGCACUGAGCCUACAUCUGCCACUUACUAACCGCGCCAGCCCGGAACCUCUCUUCCGGAGGUUGAGUUUCCGCCCGGGCAACGGGGAAGUGGGCGUGCAACCGAGCAAGUUCCGGCUGUCCGGCUUCACACCCAGCAGCAGCUGCUUCCGGCUCGGGCCGCAAAUCGCAAUUCUUCGUGUUUUGCAGGCGUCGCAGUGGAAGUCGCUGCGGCAGGAGCUGCUCAAGUACCUGGAGUGCUUCCUGCUGGCCGUCACCGGCGGGAGUCAGGUGUCCCCGCCGCCCGGCCGGACCCCCGCCCUGUGGGACGGUUUCGUCACCUGCCUGAGGGGUCAGGACCUGCUGUCUGCCGCGGCGCUGGGGGGCCAGGCUCCCUGUCUCCUGACCAGGGCUGCCGUUUCCAGACCUUUGAUUUUGAUUUUAGAUGACAACUUUUAUUACCAAAGUAUGAGAUACGAAGUCUACCAACUGGCCCGGAAAUAUUCAUUAGGCUUUUGCCAGCUCUUUUUAGAUUGUUCUCUCGAGACCUGUUUACAGAGGAACAGUCAGAGACCACGGCCACUGCCUCCUGAGACCAUCCACAGGAUGGGGAGAAAGAUGGAAGAGCCCAACCCUGAGAAAAAUGCGUGGGAACGCAACAGCCUCAGGAUUCAGAGCUCUGCGUGCUCCUCUGAGGCCAGGCUGGAGUUGACGGAUCUAUUGCUUACUGCUCUGGAAAAUCCAGUGAAAUAUGUUGAGGACAAUGUGGAACAGAAGGAAACAGACAGAAUUAUUUGUUCAACUAACAUCCUUCAUCAGGUGGAUCAGACCCUGCGAAGAAUCGUCUCUCAGACCAUGAAGGAGGCAAAAGAUGAGCAACUGCCGCCUCACGACCUGAAGCUUCUGGCCGGAGACCUUAACAAGCUCAAAGCCGAGUUUCUGGAAGACCUAAGACAAGGAAACAAAAAAUACCUGUGCUUCCAACAGACCCCGGACAUAGCAGAUGUGGCUUCUUUUUUUCAUUACGAAAAAGACAGCAUUGUGCAGAAGUAUUUUUCAAAGCAGGAUUAAAGCUUCUGAAUUUCCAGUCGAAUGUCUGAUUUUGGUUAAGAUUUUGCAAACCAAUCACAACAGUUUUGUAUCACUGGGUGCUUUCUAGGCCAAUGAUGUGAAUUGCCAGACUCAUUUUUCACAAAAAUCAGUCAUUCUGAAAGAUCCAUUUGUCAUAACAGAAUUACUGCAGUCAUUCGCUUGUCAGGUGUGACACGGAUAACUGAGCCUCAGAGGCAGCCUUCAUUUACAUGCCAGAACCCUCGGGGCUGGGGGGCGGCGGAGACAACAGGUGGUUGUGUGGAGCUGUUUUUGUUUUUAACUCAGGUGACAUCUACUCCUGGGUUAGGCACUCUACAAAGUCAAACUAAUGUAGCCAUAAACCCUUUUUAUUUCGAUUAACAUUUUACAUGCUGGAAAAUGACUACAAAACUAAUUGGACCCUAAUUCUCAAAAAAGAAAAAUCGAAAGCAUUAGAAAGUGUUAUUUUUUAUUCAUGUAUUACAAAAGCAAAGCUGUGACCGCGUGAACGACAUACUGGGCAUGGUUGCAUGAAAUCUCUUUCUGGGGCCCCUAAACAAUACAGUUUUUGCAGCCAUACUUAUUUUAUGUUUUGCAUACAAAAUAUGUCCUUUACAUCACAGUCCACAUUAACAAAAACAAGCUCUAGAAAUCAUAUACCCUCUAAGACUAAUUAACCAAAAAAAGUCCUUAGCAGGGAAUUUUUAAAAAGUAACACGUCCAUUUGAUAAAUAUUUUUGUAGAAUUUAAAAUGAGGUUUAUCUCUUAACAUUUUUUUAGCAAUAUUCCCUUUGUCAAACAAUUCUUACUUCUAAAGUGAAACAGCACUGGAAAGGGCCAAAGGAAUUGUUCCAAAUAAAAGUCGAGCCUUGACUAGAACUGUAGGAAGCUGUAGCUACACACAUUAGUAAAACCUGCAACAGCCACUCCCCAUUCAUUUCUUCACAGUUGCUUAAAAAAAUAUUAGUGGAGAUAAAUUAUCUACCAACUUUAAAAAUCUAAACUUACGUUCACUGAAUAAAAAUAAAUUUAGUUUCAGAACAUUGCCUCUUACAGCAAAGUACUAUAAAUAGUGCACAUUAAACAUUUCCUGACAACUCACCUCUAUAAAAUAGUUGAUUAAAAAUAAAUGGGAUAAAUAUAUUCAAUAUUUAAUGGAAGAUACAUUGAACUCACAAGAGAUUUAAGUAAAAUCCUAAAUCUUUUUAAAAAUACAAUACUAAAAAAGUGUCUAAGGUAGAUUUGCUUCAAAAACCUUAGUGCAUUUAGAAGUAAUCGUAGCUUUCAAGCAUCAGCACCUUUGGAAUACCAACUGUGCUCUUUAAGUCAUAGGAAAAUUAGAAUUAUAUAUUCUAGUUUGUAAUUAUGAACAAAAUUUCUAAGUUUAAAUUAAAACAUACAUUCAAAACAUCUCUUUAGUUGUAAGAAAAGCAUGUAUUUGUCACUACCUGGCCCAGAAUAAUAAACUGGUUUAACAAGA
This is a messenger RNA of Miniopterus natalensis, 2554 nucleotides long. The record is from RefSeq and is a predicted model, not a curated record. Lineage: Eukaryota; Metazoa; Chordata; Mammalia; Chiroptera; Miniopteridae.